This is a messenger RNA of Aedes albopictus (Asian tiger mosquito), 2858 nucleotides long. Its product is annotated as protein arginine N-methyltransferase 9. Gene Ontology annotation, biological process: peptidyl-arginine methylation. The record is from RefSeq and is a predicted model, not a curated record. The coding region runs from base 321 to 2570 and encodes 749 amino acids. The transcript is spliced from 2 exons. NCBI's taxonomy places the organism in Eukaryota, Metazoa, Arthropoda, Insecta, Diptera, Culicidae. Gene Ontology annotation, molecular function: protein-arginine N-methyltransferase activity; protein binding. Gene Ontology annotation, cellular component: nucleus.
UUUCUCGCGAGAUCCAUCAGUCGCGCACCACCCUCUCCCCCACCGACGCUCUCACACACGCUGUCACGCACGCACGACGCACCGACAAGCUGCCAGACGGACGAGAUUCAAAAAAUCGAUUUUUCUGUUUUGCGCGACAACUUUUGCUGGUCAGUGAAAGGAAAAAAGUUUUUGACGGUGAAAAGCGUGAGAAAAGUGGAAUUCGUGGACGAGCAUGGGCCGUUAAAUGAUCCCACAAGGAUCCGUAAUUCGGUGCCGUUUGGUUUAAAGUUUAUUACUGAUCCGGAAGAACCGCUGCGAACGAACGGACAGAACGGAAGAUGAGCAGCGAUGAGGAAGUCUUGGUAGGCGAACUGAAAGUGGUGUACGACUUUGUAACGCGCGCUAAGUUCCGCAAGGCAUUCGGGGCUCUGCAGAAGAUUCUGCAGCAAAAGACACCGGAACUGGCGGAGGCACCGCGGGCUGCUGCCGUGACCACCGCGGACAAGGACUCGCUCGAGGAGUUGCUCCUGUUCGUGGUCAGCAAGUACGCCGAUCAGCUGGAGCUGGAGGAAAAGUUCCAGCAGGUGUUUGAGGUGAUCGAACAGGGACUGGAACUGUUUCCGGAGCAUCCGGAGCUGCUGAACGAAACCGGAGUACGUCUGCAACGCUAUGGGCGCUCGCUAGAGGCAUCGAUCUGCUUCGAGCGAGUUCUUCUGCAGGAUCCCAAAUAUCUUAAGGCAUAUCAAAAUCUUCAGAACACCAAAUGUGAGCUGGUCGAGCGAUGGCACUUCCGAAUGUUGAACGACGAGGUGCGCAACGCCGCCUACCGGGCGGCCAUCGAGAACCAAAUCAAAGCCGGUCACGCCGAGGUGCUGGACAUUGGAACCGGGACGGGGUUGCUGUCGUUGUAUGCGUUGAACUGCGAAGGCAUCCGGAAGGUUGCUGCUUGUGAUGGUUCGGAGAUUAUGGUGCAGAUAGCGCGGGAUGUCUUCGGGGCGAAUGGGUUGAGCGAUCGGAUUUGUCUGUUCCAGAGUUUCUCACAGGAUUUGAAGAUCGGGGAUAAGUUUUCGCUGAUUGUGACCGAAACGCUGGAUUCGGGGGCUUUCGGAGAAGGAAUCUUGGAGACGUUGAUACACGCGAAGAAGAGUCUGCUACUUCCGGAGGGGAGGAUCAUUCCUAGUCAGGUGAUUUUGUACGUGUCCGGGUAUAGGUCACGUGCACUAACCGCAAGCAAUAUUCUGAUCAACGAAGCUUUUAGCAGUGAUUUUAAUCUACCGAGCAAUUGCUUGAUUUCACGCGAGGGAAUCAAGUGCUAUGACGCGGAGGAUGUAAGUAGAAUUAAGGCAAAUGAUGACUUUGAGUUCGUCACGGAUACCGUUCGGACGAUGACUGUCGAUUUUAAUGAUCUCGAGUGCUUGGAAAGAUGUCAGAAUGGGCUCGAGGAGUGCAAAUUCGAGCUUACUUGUUUGGAUGAUGGUAUUUUAGAUGGUUUUGUGGUUUGGUUUGAUCUUAUGUUGGAUGAAGAGAACAAAAUCAGUACGGAUCCAACGACCAACACAUGCUGGAAUCAAGCAAUAUUCAAAUUGAACCAAAGGCUCCCCGUCAUCAAGGACCAGCAACUCCCCUUGGCAAUGUCUUGUAAGGACGGAGCCUUAGCCAUAUCUCAUAAUCUCAAUUCCAUGGAUAAUCAAAUCUGCAUCGAUGAGCACGUAUUGGAGUUUCUCAACGACUCCGAAUAUUACACAAAAUUAAUCACUGAUCUUGAAGAUCUAGACGAUCUAGAGAAGGUCCUCGAUCUUUCUCUUUUCCCCUAUGCGGGAUUAAAACUUCUCAAAGAAGGAAAAACCUCCAUGCUGUUCUGCUUGGACAGAGCGGAAGACCUCAUUGAGUUCAUCGCCAAUCAAAACGACAUUCCAAUGUCUGCCAUAAUGCUGCUAAGCUCCCUACCUGAAGCAUUCCUCCUCAACGAUUACACCCUGGAUCUAAUCAUUCUCCAAGCAGUAGACGUAUUCGGCCAGAUCAACAGCGAACACUUCUGCCAGUAUCAAUCCCUCUUCCCAAAACUCAAACCCACCGGAUCGAUCGUCCCUUCGCAAGUUGAGCUCCACAGCAGCCUAAUCCAUUCCAAUUGGAUCGUCAAGUGCUGCCGCGUCGAGAAUCCAGAACUCCAUCAAUUCCAUAUCGAUCGCUAUCUGUCAACACUGGAAACUGAGAACCAUCUCGAUCUGGGUCCCUUCACCUACGAGAAUCUCUCCGAACCGACCAAGCUGGCCGAGGUGCACUUCGACGGGAAGCUUCACGAGGUGAACACGGAGUUGACCCUCAUCGAACCCCAAGACCCGGAACAUAUCCACGCCAUAUUGUACUACUAUCAGAUCGAAUUUCUGCCGCAGAAGGAAUCCCUCAGCACCCAUCGGGCGCAGAGCUUCGCCAAGCAGUCGGCUUUUAUCAUUCCCAAAGAUGCAUUCCAGCGUAAGGAGAAACCGGAUGGAGAUGGCGGCGAGGAACCACCCAAAGUGGACAAAGUCAGCAUCAACAUAGUGCAGAAUCAUGGAGUUAUCAAGUGCGAUCUGCUUGACUGUCAGUAGGAACGAUGUUCUAUAUACAUUUAAAAUUAUUAUAUACAGUACCCCCUAACCUAUAUAUACAGAGCAUCGCGUAGAUAUUAAAAAGAAUACACUCGCACUUCUUUGCAACACAACAAGUGAUGAUUGAAACACUUUGAGUCCCCCGUGACCCAGAGAUAUUGAAGAGAAUUGAAUUAUAGUCAUUUUUAGAGACGCAACAACAAGCAAGUCAUUACCCCAAGCAACACAUACACUUUCUGAGGACCCUACCUACCUAGAGUACCUGUAGUAUAUUGCAGAAUAGAAGAA